This is a messenger RNA of Planococcus citri (citrus mealybug), 961 nucleotides long. Its product is annotated as zinc finger protein 706-like. The coding region runs from base 360 to 599 and encodes 79 amino acids. NCBI's taxonomy places the organism in Eukaryota, Metazoa, Arthropoda, Insecta, Hemiptera, Pseudococcidae. The transcript has 2 exons. The record is from RefSeq and is a predicted model, not a curated record.
GUGAUAUCAAUUUCCAAACACUCUGAAUGUGUAUGUGUGUAAAGUAAGUGCAGCGAGAAUUGUGUUUCGAGGUAGAUUUUUUGUAUUUUACUCAAUUUUUAUUACAUAUCUAUCAGUAUUUCGCAUUAUAUAACACGAUCAUAAUAUUCCUAAAAGACUCGCUCAGUAUUAAAAGCAGCGUAGGUGUCGUUUCAUCGGUUGCUAAGUGUGCCAUUCGUACCAGCACUCAACCUCAUUAAAACCGUAGAAUUAUAAUCGUAUAUUGAGUUUUGGUAGCAUUUAGAGGUUAGUUUUUGCUAGAAAUUUACCUUUUAUAGUGGUAUUUUGUUACUCAGCUUUUGCCACGUUGGGUAAGCCCGAUGGCAAGAGGACACCAGAAACUACAGUCUCAGGCGAAAGCCAACGAGAAAGCUGCUAAAAUGAAAAAGCAGCAAGGUCACAAUGCUAACGAACAGAAAAAAGCUGCACAAAAAGCACUCGUACACGUUUGUGUUGUUUGUAAGGCGCAGAUGCCUGAUCCUAAAACGUACAAACAACACUUUGAAAACAAGCAUCCGAAAAAUGAUAUGCCUGAUGACCUGAAAUCUGUAACGGCUUGACGCUGCUUCAAUAUUGUUGAAACUAUUCUUACGGUUUGUUGAAUAAUAAUUUGUUUACUUUUUCAUUUAUAUACCUACGUAUUUUUUUUUUUUUUUUGUUAAAAAUUAGUAUUGUAUUUUCCCCUCAUUUUUUUUAUUUGUAUUUCGUGAAAUUCGUCAUGUAACCGACUAUGUUUCAAUUUGCUGAUGCUUAUCCCACAUUACCUCAUUCGAAAUUUGUACGACUCGAACAUGUAGUAUGUAUUAAAUUUAAAUCAUUUCCUAGGUACAAAUUUUUUCGUAUGUAAACUAAUUGAAAUAUUUUCGCAUUGUAAUUAUCAAAAUUUAUUGUGUGAUACUUUAAUUAAAUCGAAUAUGUGUAA